This is a messenger RNA of Phlebotomus papatasi, 844 nucleotides long. RefSeq names its product ribulose-phosphate 3-epimerase (gene Rpe). The record is from RefSeq and is a predicted model, not a curated record. Gene Ontology annotation, biological process: pentose-phosphate shunt; pentose-phosphate shunt, non-oxidative branch; carbohydrate metabolic process. Gene Ontology annotation, molecular function: metal ion binding; D-ribulose-phosphate 3-epimerase activity. The transcript has a single exon. Gene Ontology annotation, cellular component: cytosol. Bases 30 to 707 code for a protein of 225 amino acids. Lineage: Eukaryota; Metazoa; Arthropoda; Insecta; Diptera; Psychodidae.
ACACAUGUCAGAGUGAGGAAACAGGAAAAAUGCCGCGAGUUUGUGCUAAAAUUGGCCCCUCAAUUCUCAAUGCUGAUCUCGCUCAGCUCCAUGAAGAAUCCCAAAAAUUGCUGGACAAUGGAGCUGACUACCUGCACCUGGAUGUGAUGGAUGGGCAUUUUGUGCCUAAUCUAACCUUUGGGCAUCCCGUGGUGAAGUGCCUCAGGGGAAAGAUUCGGGAUGCCUUCUUCGAGACUCACAUGAUGGUGGCAGAGCCUCAGCGAUGGAUUGCCCCCAUGGCAGAUGCUGGAGUGGAUCAAUACACCUUCCACAUUGAGCCAGUCAUGACUGACGUCAAGGAGAUCUGUCGCAAAGUCCGUGAGGCUGGAAUGAAGGUCGGACUGGCCUUGAAGCCGGGAACAGCUGUUGAGACUGUGCAGGAAUUUGUCCCAAUUGCCGAUAUGAUUCUUGUGAUGACAGUGGAGCCAGGAUUUGGAGGACAGAAGUUCAUGAACGACAUGAUGCCAAAGGUCGCCUGGCUAAGGGAAAACUACCCAGAGCUGGACAUUGAAGUUGACGGGGGAGUUGGACUCAAUACCAUUGAUGCCUGUGCUCAAGCUGGAGCCAAUAUGAUCGUUUCCGGAACAGCUGUUAUUCAGGCUUCUGACCAAAAGGCUGUUAUUGCGAGUCUCCGGGAAUCAGUGGAGAAAUCCAUCAAGAAAGCUUAAUCAACGGAAACUUUCUAAAUUUCCAACAUUUCCAACAAAAACAUCUCAUUCCUACGGAAUUUGCAUUUUUAGAUCAAAUUUUUAUGAAGAAUAUAUUUUUUUAAUUGGUUAAAUAAACUAAAAAUUAAAGCAUGGCA